AGGGAAGAAGAGAAAGCAGUCUUUGAGAGCCGAGACUGGGGGCCACACAGGACUGGCUGAGAAGUGUUGAGAGUGAAAUGUUCACAGCCACUAAGAGACUACCCUAUCAAAUACAGUUGCUCUGUUCCCUGCAAAGACCUACUCCAUAGACCUUGGCACAGAAACCGGCAUGCUGCCUGGUUUAGUUACAGCCAACGGUGCUCACAUCCUGCGCAUGUUUUCUUUAUGUGUAUAUUAAUAAAGUUUUGCCUGUUAUAAAAAAAGAGACUUCAAAUUUCUCAUCGUGCUUGUUCUGUAUGUCACAUAAGCCCAGAGUUCUGGAGGAACCAAAGGAGUGGACUCUGUACAUGUGAGGUAGUUGGCCAUGGUGUUGGCCAUGGCAUCUCAGGAUGCCCAGAACUUCUUCCAGCCUUUAUCUUCCUGGCUAUCCCGAGUUUAUGAAGCUCUCCAGCAAGCAGGUGAUGCAUUAGCUGCGUCACUGGUUCUUCUAAGCAAACACGAUUCGGCAUUGAGUGACAAGCCAGACCAGGACUUAGAUGAUAUUCAGAUUCAGGAAACCUACUUUGAAGAUGAAGAGCACUGCAAUGAUGGGAAUUCAGAGGAGGCAAACUCCCUGUUUCUUGAAGAGGACCAUUUCUCAUGCUCUAAUAGCGAUUCACAGGACUCUGGCAGAACGUCAAGCCCCAGACUUGAUCAACAAGUCAAAGACUCAUGCUCUGUAGUACACCAGUGGCCCAAUCAGACCCCAGCUGGCCCACAGUCACCACACAUGCUUUCUUCUAUCGCUGAGGAAGAACAUCACUUUGAGAGGCAGAGAUGUGGCCUUCAGCUUGGCUGUGACACCCAGGUCCCUGGCACUUUAGGAAAAGUUAAUGGAAAAAAGCAAGUUAACAGCCUUGGGGAUGAUGAAGAGCCAUCCACAUCUUCUGAGAGUGAUGAAGAUGUGGUCAAGCAGUUUGAGGUCUCUGUGUCCCGAUCCCCAAGUUUUCGUACAGGAGCACCUGAGAAGGGAAAGACCACAGAGUCAAAGCCGAAAACAAAAUGCAACCGUUUGCUGUCCAUCAUCCACCAAGAAGACAGCGCUGAAGUGUCGGCUUGUGAAGAUUUGGAUGGAACCAGCCAACUCAGUUGUUCUGGGGUUCUGUCUUAUGAAGAUCACGCCCUCUCUACCCUCUCACAGUCCCCCUGUGAGAGCAGAGACACCAGGCAUCAUGGGCCCUGUCAUCAAGAGACUGGCAUGGUCCAAAGCCUCAGUCAUCCUUGUGCAGAUGGCAUCCUGGAAACGGAGACAGCUUUGACUAAUCGGGGUUUUGAAGAUGCCUAUGCUACUCCCAGCUCCUCUAUGUGGAGUGCAGAGGAGCAGGAUGGGACCAGUCUGCAGGUGCCACCCAGGCUCUUGGAGCCUAUCUCAAAAUGCGGUUACCUAGAGAUCAUCUUUGAAUAUAGAGCUGCAACCCAGAAGCUCACUGUGACCAUUGUGAGGGCACAGGGGCUUCCAGAUAAGGACCGAAGUGGGGUCAACUCCUGGCAAGUUCAUGUAGUGCUGCUGCCCAGUAAGAAGCAGAGGGGCAAGACGAACAUCCAGAGAGGGCCCAAUCCUGUCUUCAAGGAGAAGGUCACCUUCGCCAAGCUGGAGCCCAGGGAUGUGGCUACCUGUGCUGUCCGGUUCCGCCUGUAUGCUGCCCGUAAGAUGACCCGAGAGAGGAUGAUGGGAGAGAAGCUGUUCUGUCUCAGCCACUUGCACCCAGAAGGGGAAAUGAAAGUGACUCUGGUUCUGGAGCCAAGAAGUAAUAUAAGCAGUGGAGAGUCUCCGCUUAGCCCAUCUGUGGUGUCUCACAGUGACAGUGCUUCAUCCACACAGUCGCUGUCUCAUGGAGGGGUGCCAGAGCUGUUGGUGGGACUGUCCUACAAUGCCACAACAGGGCGAUUAUCUGUGGAAAUGAUCAAAGGCAGCCAUUUCCGCAACCUCGCUGCUAACCGAGCUCCUGAUACAUAUGGCAAACUCUUCCUCCUCAACUGUGUGGGCCAAGAGAUGUCCCGAUGCAAGACAUCCAUUCGGCGCGGCCAACCCAAUCCUGUCUAUAAAGAGACCUUUGUCUUCCAGGUGGCCCUCUUCCAGCUCUCUGAUGUCACCUUGAUGAUUUCCAUUUACAGUAGACGCACUAUGAAGCGUAAGGAGAUGAUUGGCUGGAUCGCACUGGGUCAGAACAGCAGUGGGGAAGAGGAGCAGGAGCAUUGGGAGGAGAUGAGGGAAAACAAAGGCCAGCAGAUAUGCAGGUGGCAUACAUUGCUGGAAGCCUAGGUUUACCAAGGGGCUCUAUCAGCCUUGAUUAUCAGAAACCAAGGCCUGUGGGUGUCUUUGGGGAGGGGAUUUCAAAUUGAGAAUUUUACUAAUCUUAGGGCAUUCUGUGGUUUAGAACAUUGUCAAAGGUUUGGUUUUUGUUUAAAUGUUGUCACGGCCAAGUGCACAGUUUGGGAAACGGUACUCUAGCUGAGACUGCUGGUGAUGUCAUAAUUUGUGCUAAUGGGUGAUCGUGGUUUGGUUCACACUGUGGGAUGCAGCUUCUCCUGCUUUCUCUUUUUGCUUGGAGAAUAGACUGAGAUUUUAAAGGAGCUGUAAUGUUGCUGUUUUCCAUCACCGGGGUGUAUGAAUCACUCUUCUCAGUGUUCAAAAUUCCAAAAGAGAGAAAUGAAUCAGAUGCCUAGGGUUACAGGAAGAUGUAACCAAUCCACAAUCCUCUGCCACACCUACUCUUUUUAUGAAUAAAAAAGAUCUGUUUAUUUAAAAGAUAAUUGUUAUAAAUUUGUGGUGUAAAAUAAAUUUGUAUUCAUGAAAUGCCUCUUUUUUUUUCUCAAUUAGAUAUCAUGAUUUCUAAGAGAAUUGGGUUACACAGAUCAUCUUACAGUUGUAAGAGUUAAAAAGUGACUGUUAUCUAACCCAUCUCCUUUUGAAUAUGUAAAAUCUCAAAAAUUGAGUUUUUUUGUGCCUUUAAAAAAAAAAAAAAACCAAAUCAGUACCUACACAAGAGGAAAACCAAGGAGAUAACAAAGUCUUGGCUUUCUUAUGUUUCCAAAUCUGGCAUUCAUUUGGAUUAUACCUUUUCUAUAGCCAAAUUAUAUUAACUCACAUUUAUGUUUUUUGUAUGUCCCCCUGCAUGUCAGCCAUGUUCAUCUUUAGGCUAUGUACCUUGCCAGUAGAGCAUAGUAAAAUGCACACAGUGGAUCUUAAUAAAUACUGAUUUGAUUGACUUGUGAGACUGAACAUGUGAACUCCUGUGAGUGAAGACAUAAUGUCAUUUUUGUAUGGAAUGACAGUGAAUUCUUUGAGCAUUUAAAUCCCCAGCAGUGCUAUUUCUCACAUGGAACAAUGUGUAUUAGUGACUCCUUGUCUUCUGAGCACGUACUGUUUAAAAUGCUGACCAUGCAUGGUUCUGGGCAUAGGGUCUUACUUAAGAGCAGCUUUUACAUAUGUUUGCAGUGCAUUUUUAUUUUCUUGAUUCCUAGAUCUGAACUCUUAAUUUCAAUAACUUUCACCUGGAAGUGAUAAAGAGGUGGGUGGCAUGCACACUUAACCCUGUGCCCAAUGUUACAGGUUCUCUGAGCAAUUGCCCAGUCAUUUAUUUUUAGCCUUUUAUGUUUUCUUGUUGACUUCUUUCCUGUCUGUGGGAAGAGUGAUAGCUAGAGAUGGAUGUAUACAGUCAAAGCCACAUACCUUCCCCCUCAGCUCUUACAUUUUGACAGAUUGUAAGCGUAGGCUGCAAUGCUGGGGGAACAUAUUUAUUCCUUGCAAUUUGUAAUGGUUAUCCUGACAAGACCAGGCAAGGGCAUGGGAUAAUGCUACUGUGAUCACACGGAUCAGAUAUUUGGAAGAAAUAACUUUAUAUUGGAAGGACAAGAAUUUGCAGAAUAAAUUAUCUUCAUUUCUCUUCUGGUCCUUUGGGUUUUCCCUUAUCUUCCUUGGGAAGACCUGAGAGUGCUUUCUCAGCAUCGUGUCCAUUAACUGCUGAGUGGUCUUUGCAGCAAUGACUGUGUCACAGGGUAGAACUGAGUGCAAUUGAUGAAGAGCGGCGAAGAAUUGGCUUUUCACAUCCCUCCCUCUCUGUAUGCCUUGUGUUUAAAGGGAAGUAGAGCAGCCUCGUUAUGCUUUCCUUUAUGCCACUGGCAUAAUAGCAGCAUUCAUUUUCAAAUUUACAUUUGAAAAAAAAUCUGUAUAUAUUGUACAGACAGUCCUGGAUUUUCCUCGUUCAUGUUUGCCUGCCUCCAGGGCUUUGUGGUCCCCAGUAAUCACCUAUGCUUUCUGUUCUGCUCCCUGCCUUGCCCAGUUUUAGGGUUUUCUGCUGGUGUAGUGAGCUUUACAACAGUGUGCAUCCUUUCAAGAGGAAAGAUGCCUGAAAAGCGUUUCCCCCACUUUUUAAAUAAUUUUCUUUGUUAGUACCACUCGUCAUAUAACACAUGUGCAUCUUGAUUAUGCAGCAGCAUUCACCCUCUGUGGAUGGUACAGACAUCAAAUUCUAAAGACAAGAUGCACUGAAAUGUGAAGCUGAAUUUUUUUUUUUAACCUCAAUUUGAAAUUCUGCUUUAGGAAGAUCUUUGGAUUUUGUGCACUUAGACUCUCUUAUUUUCUUGGCAAAGUCUAGACCCAAAUGCAUUUAACAUGUUUUUCACUUGAGUGUUUACAGCUACAUUUGCCUCUCAAAAGACUUAUGAAAGAUAAUUAGUUGGCUCUGUGGUGGGAAAGCUGCUUUUGCCUGUUUUAGCUAGCUAAUGAUUAAUAUCUUGUGCAGAGCUUGACGUGGAAGAAAUGCUGGGUUUUGUUGCUUGCUAGUUCUUUCCUGAAGAGUGAACUUUGAAAGUACAAGACGCACAGAGUUUAUGGAAAUGUGUUUCAUCAUGGGCCUUCUUUCAGGGCACAGGCUCCCACUGACGUGAGAAGAGCUGGUUUCACCAAUCAGGGUGGUAACUGCUGUAUUCUCAGAUCCCUUCUGACUAUUUUUCCUUUCCUUGUUUUUUUUUAAUGGACUAUUCACCAGAGCCGACAAACACCUGCUCUGGGUUCCUUCUCCCUUGCUGGCUCCCUGUGAGAGAUGCACAGGUGUUUUGGACCCUGUUUUUGCUGAUCAAAUAACUAUUGGGCAGAGGGAGUCCUGCUUUCCCUGGCAUAAGAAGAAUUUGUAAUGCCCAUGAAUGUAGUAUUCUCAACAUUUCACCAGCAUGAGUCCCCAGAAAUGAACCACACCAUGUUUGCAAAGAGGCAUGGCAUUGCAUCUGUGGUGGUUCAACUUAGGUGCCAUUGGCUAUGACAUGCUUUGCUGAUAGUUCCAGCAUUGAUGCAAAUGUUGACGUUCUCCACAGUGCUAGGUGCUAUACUGAAGCAUCCCUUCUUCCUUUUCAAUGUGCACAUUCAUGGCAUUAUACAAAUGACUGCUGCCUCUUGGUAUUGUGAUUUAUAUUGUGGCUGUACUAGAAGGUGUUAUCUGAGAAUCCAAAUCUUUCCUUCCAAGUAAAGCAUUAUUUAAAUCUCAUAGCAAGUUCUUGGAUCUAUUGAUCUUUCCGUGUGGACACUGAACUGUGUGUCCACCCAAACCUGGCUGUGCUUUUCAUUCAGAGGACUUAAAGGGUAUGGAAAGAGUCACUUGUACGUGACAUAAAACCAAGUGGAAAUAAUUUGGGGACAGGAUUUUAACUGUAGCCCACUGGAACAUACUGUAUAGCCCAGGCUUGCCUUAAACUCACAAUCCUCCUGCUUCAGGCUCCAAAGUGUUGAGAUUACAGCAGCCAUGAACUAUCAUGCCUGGCAUGAGGGCAUAUUAUUUGCUGAUAAGUGAAUAUACAAGAAAACACAUAUGAUGCUUCCCCCUUAAUUUCGCAUGGAACUAUGUGUAAAGACAACUCCAUUCUAAAUUCCUAGUGAGAAGCGGAUGAUAGAUCUUGAAAUGACAAAAGACCUUUUAUUGUCUGAAAAACUACUUUGUUUAGAUACAGCUAUAAGAAAAACUAGUGUGGAAGAGAUGAAGAAAUUAGUAUGUGGACAUGUUUGGCAUAAUUGGUGUAUAUACAAGAAGAAUCUAUAAAUAGACUGAGAAAGGCAUUUAAGAUCAACCAACACUGACCAAUCAGUUGGGUUAUGGACAAUACUUAAAGGUGUGGAACCAAAUAGACCCCAGACAGUGAAGUAGGCCAUGUGAUCAUAGCUUGGGUUUAGGUGGAACUCUGCUGUGUGACCUUAGGAAAAUGACCUAGCCAACCCACACCCCAGUGUUCUCAAAUAGAAGGCAGAAUUAUUGCUUAAGUUUCCUUUAAGACAUAUCAGUGAAGUCACAGAUGUAAUGUGACCAGAACAGAAGCUGGCACAAAGCUAAUACUCAGUAUUUCCUCCUGAUAAUCAUGCUUGAGAAAGACAUGUUCAAGGCUGACUACUUUUUCCAGGAAUUUGAUUAUAACACUAGGCAGUAACUCAAAACAUCUUUCUCAGGAAUGUGAAAAACAUACCUUCAUGAAGCUGGCCGAGAGUUGCACAGAAAGUAGAUUUUGUCAGGAAAUGAGCAUGAUAAAUGAGUAAGUUACAUCACUGUAGAUAUCAACUGAGGUAUAACCAAAUCUCUGUCUUAUUCUCUUAGUUUGGAAGUAAUGCAAGACUUAAAUAAUUUAUGUUUACAUCUUGAUAAAUGGCUCACAGGCCUUUCCUCAACCCACUCUGCUGCUUAUAGGCAGAUAGGCCACUUACUGUCCCCAUCAAAACACUUGAUGGCAUUUUGCUAUAGAUUUUCACUUGAUCUACAAAAAUAAGCAGUGCAAUACUACAGUUACAGUCUUUAAAAAUCGAUGCAUCUUUAAAGCCCACAUUAUCUAUAUCUUUAUAGAUGAGGAAUUUUUAGCAGUGAAAACUUAAGAUUCAUUGUCUAACUGAAGGUUCCAUUCAGAACCAGUUACUUGGCAUUGUUCCCAUUAGAUCACAGUGAAAGGAAUUCCACCAUCAAACAGAACUUCUUUUCAGUUUAAUGGUUCCUGCUUGAUACAGUGGGGUGUAUGUCCAGUUGUUUUCAAGUGAUGAAAAGUGAUGAAGAUGUCCUAAAAGUUUAGAAGAAACUUUGUUGACCUUUAACCAAUAGAAGUCAGAGACAAGUUACCUCAAAUGUCACUGGAUGCCGUGGGCCAAUCAUCAUCUACAUGGUGGUAGUUUUGAAGAUGGGAUCUCCUAUGAGUUUGAACUCACUAAGUAGCUGAGGGCAACCUUGAACUUCUGAUCC
Messenger RNA from Onychomys torridus (southern grasshopper mouse), 7247 nucleotides. It is a transcript of the gene Syt16, whose product is annotated as synaptotagmin 16. NCBI's taxonomy places the organism in Eukaryota, Metazoa, Chordata, Mammalia, Rodentia, Cricetidae. The record is from RefSeq and is a predicted model, not a curated record. Bases 365 to 2302 code for a protein of 645 amino acids. The transcript is spliced from 7 exons.